AUGCCUAACAAAUAUCUGCUGAAUCCACCGGACAACCUACACUCGCUCACGGCUGACAGCCGAAAACGAAUAUAUCCAGACUUUGAUCCAUGGAGUCAUACACCCGUUCAAGAUCAGAUCUUUCUCGAGUUUGUUUCUAAGGGCUACUAUAAUAGUGCUAAAGUCAAUUUCGAAAGCAUCUCUUCGAGGUCUUCCCUGCAAGAAUCAUUACCUGCAGUAUCAGAGCAUCUUGCCGAACAGUUAUCUAAGGUUAUGACAAUUAGGGAGGAGCAAGUAAACAAAAUUGGGACCAAUUCUCCAGACUCGAAAUCAAUGCAUACCGCUGGGUCAGACCUUUGCGGUCCGGGGUUUUCACUCCCGAAAAGAGUCACGCUUACGGAUCACAAGAGAGAGCUUUGGCUACAGGCUCUGAGUUCUCCGCAUUCGUCCCUUGCAGAUACUGUGAAGACAAUUCCUCACGGCCUUAAAAGACGUCAGGUAUUAGAGCAAUGUUACCAAAAACAAGUCCCGUAUUCUAGGGCAAUUUGGCUGAUCAAAUGCUGCUUCACGCUUGAAUGGAAUACAUUGAUCAGCAAACAAGUCUCUCGCCAACAUGAAGUUUCGCUGAAACUCUUGAAAGAAUGGUCUGAAUCUAUGGCUCACAUUCUAGAGAAACUGGUGUUCGAAAUGACACAGUAUUACAACGAACCCUUGAAACUGAAAAGCUGGCGGCGUAGGUUGGCGUACUAUUUGAAACUUCUAGGGAAUUGCUAUGCAUUGCAUAUGAUUGAUAGGAACGUUUUCCAUCACUGGCUGGUGGACUUCGUUGUCAAGGUUGAAAACUUCGAAUGUUUACCAAUGACACUUCACAUUCUCAUUGUUUUUUGGGAUGGGAUUUUCGGGAGUUUGCCGGAUAGUGAGAACCCCCAGCAGCUUUUCCUCGUCAAUAAGUUGACGGAGGCUUUGAUAUACAAGUAUUAUAUGGUCUCAACCAGCAAGUCCAUGAUAAAUGACGAGCAAUAUCUGAUUAAUGACAUCAAAAAGAAUAAAAAACUUGGAUCCAUGAUAACCAAACGGAUAAGUUUUCUAAUUUUAAAAGUAUUCGACGAGCAGUCGCUAGAGGCAUUUGUGUUUCCUAGCUCUAAUUGGGAGAUCUACAAGAAGUGUCUUUAUGAGAUAAUACCUACUGAAAUACCGCAUGAAAACCAUCCAUAUAAAACAGACUCUCUCAAGAAACUUGAACUCAUUGUGUACAGGAAUGAGUCACUGAAAUUUAACACAAUACUACACGAUCCCGAGGAGCAUAAAUCAGGUAGUAACAACGAGCCCAAUAGCGACUUAGAGAGUAUCUUCAUUCCAAACCGAGUACUGAAGCUGAAGAACAUUGAUUAUGAGCUCACCAGACUACUUGAUGCCAACGCUGCUGGUGACGACUGGUUAAGCUUUGCAGAACACAAAUUUUCCCGAGUGGACCAAGUAAUCCAAAUGAUGCUCUGGGCGAUUCAUCCUUCUCGAUUCCACCACUAUGAGGCUGCUGAGCUAACUGCAAAGCUUCUUUUACUCAAGUUAAACCUCAAAAGUGGUCUACUUGAAUAUAGUCUAGAGGACAAGAUAUGGGCCCUGAUGUUUGUAUUUGCAAAAUUGAAGCCCCAAGAACGUUGUUUAGUUGUCAAGCUCUCAAGACUGCACCAACUCUUAAAUGUGUUCAUUGGCUAUGGAAUAGUUAAGGUCCCCACUUACAUUAGAAAGUUGAUCAGUUCAGGAGUCUUGUAUUUAACAGAUUCCGACGACAAGUUUUUUCAUUGUGAGCUCCUAAUUAACCUUAAAAUAUCUCCCCUCAUGAAAAGUCAGUACAACAUGGUUUUAAGGAAUGUGGUCGACGUUUGUCCCAAGUAUUUUGAGGAUUAUAACUAUGAUAAUUUGAUGGCGUUGUUGGGAGAGUCUAAAGACUCUCUGCUUACCAGGAAUUAUACCUUUUUUGGAAGUGUGCCGUACAGCGUGAAAUUGAUGACUUCAGAGUGGUAUCUCAAUCUCAUUUGCUCUCCAGUCAACGGAGAUCUUUUACCAGUUACGAAAGUUGACAUAAGAGAUAAACUGAUGGUAUUCUGUGUAAAUCUCAAACUGUACCACCAAUUUUACAAAUGGGUCGAAUUUAUUGUCUACCACAAGCUGCUUAAGGAUCUUGAGGCUCUAGAAUGCUUGGUAGAUAUUUUGAUCUAUUACGAUAGAUUAUUCUCCCUGUUAAUCAAUGAUCACAUCCUACUAAUGAAAACUAUUUUGCACCUAUACUCUGAUAAACUGAUCUGGGAAAGUCCCGAAUCCCAAAAUCUCAUAACAUUGGGUGGCUUUCUGCAUUUUUUCACUACCAGGUUUCCUAUGGCUCUAGAACUUGACACCGAUUUGCAAGCAAAAUUGCAUGAGGUAAAUGAGUUCGAGAAAGCAAAAAUUGAAAAGGUAACCAAGUCAAACUCAAGAUCGGGACCUUCAACCUUCCCUAAUGAACAGGAUCUCACAAUAAGUUCUGGCGAUGACUCCUCAAGUUUUCCAAGUCUAUUUCAACUAAAUCUAAAACUUAUUUUGCAUCCCAAGACAGACGACGAACUUCAAACUGCUAGAAAUAAUAUGAAAGCGCUAAUGAUAGUCAACCUGAGUGAAUACAACAAAUUCAUGGCGAUUUUCUUGAAGAGGAAAGUGGCUACGGCAAAUGAUCUUGCUCGUCUUAUUUCCAUUAAGGUGCUAAGUUUAAAUUCGGUUAGCAAGAUCCUUGGCGAAGAAUCCCUUCUUUUGAUGCUUGAUAACUCCUUCUAUGACCAUGGCAUGGCAUUUGAUUUGGAAAAAAAGCACUUCACUAGGCGCAAUCUCAAGACUGUUUUCAAGGCACUCUGUGACAAUUUACCCACAAACUAUAAAAGGCUACUCGACCUCAUUGCAGAAUACUCUCCAUCAAAAAUCGUACAGGACUAUGCUUACAAGGUCAUUGGUUCUUCAGAAAUCCUUGGGCACAAGUGUCUAUUUUCACUUGCUAGCGAGAUGUUGAGCCUCGGUGUGGUUUCUACGUCCUCUGAAUAUCUGCUCUUUGAACCGAACAAAGAUGAAAGAGAAGAGGAUGAUGGUGAUAUGACAGAAGAUGAAGCUGAUGUUCUUGACCUUUAUGAGAGGUUAGAUUUCACUAAUUUAUGGAUUUUCCAGUUGCUCACUUGCCAUUUUUUACAGAAAUCAGAGACUAAUAAUUCAGCAGGUUAUGAGCAACGUUGUUCAAGGCUUGUACUAGAUUGCAUCAGAAUCUCCAACAAUGAUAUUUUGGGCUCCAAAUUAUUCGACAAAGUUACGGAUAUUGAAGUUCUACAAAAUACUCUGCAAGUAUUGGAGGUUAGCUUUCUCAAAAACCUUUUGGGUCAUCAAAUAGAAGGGGUUUCCCAAUAUCCAUUGAUAGUCGAGACAAUCAUCAAUAUAUCCAGAAAACUUAACAGAGUUCUAGCUGGAAACAUCGCAUUAAGCAAAGAAACAUCUAGUCUAAUGCAGAAGUGCUGUCAGAGGUUUGCCAUGAACGACUCUGAGGAUUUAAAGGCUUUAGAACCUCAAUUAGACGUAUUUCUGAAAAUUCUUAUUGUUCAUCAAAGAUUCAUCCUAAAAGAAGGUUUCGAAAAUUCAACAGUGUUGCAGAAAAACGAUGGAAACUUUUUGAAGUUGCUUUGCCUUCUUUUUCAAAAGAUAGGAUUCAGCUUAAAAUUGAAGCUGUUGCUUUACGAUGUAUUGGCUUCUUUGAAGUCAUUUGCUCUCUUCUCACCUUCUAAUGGUGAGCAACUACUCUUUCGCAGCGCAAGAGUGAAGAUUCCACAAGAGCUUGUGGAUCUCCCACCUUUCAAAAUUUCAUCGUUCAUGACAGAUACGAUAAAGGAUGACUCCAAAAACAUUGUUGAGCUAGGAAUCAAAGACAAGGAGGAAGUUUGCCAUAACUACGAGCCGAAAUUUUUCUUUUACAACCGUAAACUCGAAAGAUUCGAGGCUGAGUUAACAUUGAGACCUUAUCACCUACUUGACAACUUGCAGGAGGAUAAUGAAUUCAAUGAUACACCACUAAACUUAAGCCUAUUUAACGCACGUUUCGAUAGGCAAAACCCAACUUGA
Molecule: messenger RNA, 4107 nt
Organism: Lachancea dasiensis
Lineage: Eukaryota; Fungi; Ascomycota; Saccharomycetes; Saccharomycetales; Saccharomycetaceae
Source: the annotation of a GenBank genome assembly